Messenger RNA from Diachasmimorpha longicaudata, 2276 nucleotides. RefSeq names its product structural maintenance of chromosomes protein 3-like. Gene Ontology annotation, biological process: mitotic sister chromatid cohesion. The transcript is spliced from 3 exons. Bases 12 to 2123 code for a protein of 703 amino acids. NCBI's taxonomy places the organism in Eukaryota, Metazoa, Arthropoda, Insecta, Hymenoptera, Braconidae. The record is from RefSeq and is a predicted model, not a curated record. Gene Ontology annotation, cellular component: chromosome; mitotic cohesin complex. Gene Ontology annotation, molecular function: protein binding; double-stranded DNA binding; ATP binding.
GCCUCAGGUCCAUGGCCGGAAAACCCAUUCUCAAUGGACGGGAUUCGGUUCGGAGGGUUCUUGAGACUUUCAAAGAACGACCUGACAUGGCUCAUGAGGUUAACUCGUACUAUGGACCUGUCAUCGAGAACUUUGAUUGUGAUAAGAGUGUCUACAUGGCGGUGGAGGUCACUGCUGGCAACAGACUCUUUCAUCAUAUUGUGGAGACUGACAAGUUUGGAACGAAAAUCCUGAAGGAGAUGAACAAUCAGAGACUGCCGGGGGAAGUCACCUUCAUGCCUCUCAAUCGUCUACACGUGAAGAGCAUUGAUUAUCCUGAUACGAGUGACGCCAUUCCCAUGAUCUCCAAGCUUAAUUAUGAUGGGAAGUACGACAGAGCGAUGAGGUACAUUUUUGGGAAGACUCUCAUCUGUAGAAAUCUGGAAGCUGCUACUAAUUUGGCGAGGACAUCUGGACUUGAUUGUGUGACACUCGAGGGGGAUCAAGUCUCCUCCAAGGGAUCACUCACUGGGGGGUACUUCAAUACCCUCAGGUCCAGGCUGGAGAUCCAGAAGACAAGGUCUGAACUUAUGGCGCAGAUCAACACGAUGGAGAAUGAACUGUCUAACCUGAGGGAUGAGAUCAAGAAGGCGGAUCAGAAUAUAUCGUCGUAUGUCAGUGAGAUGCAGAGAACGGAGACGAAGAACAGCAAGGCUAAAGACAUCUACGACAAGAUGAAGGCGGAGAUCAGGCUGAUGAAGGAGGAGUUGUCGGCUAUCGAGAGGUAUAGAACACCGAAGGAGAGGAGUCUUGCCCAGUGCACAUCGAAUCUCGAGGCUAUGAGGGCGACCAAGGAGGGUCUUGAGAGUGAACUCCAUCAGGACUUGAUGGCGCAGUUGUCGGUGGCUGAUCAACGGCAGGUGGAUACCCUCAACGACGAGAUCAGGACACUCACGAAAGAGAAUAAGGAGGCUUUUGCCAAACGUAUGAGACUGGAGGCUGAGAAGAACAAACUUGAGAAUCUUCUUACUAAUAAUCUUCAUCGGAGGAAGGACGAACUCGUGCAGGCACUCCAGGAGAUCUCGGUGGAAGACAGGCAGAGACAGUUGGAGACUUGCAAGGCUCAGCUGUCGGACAUAGAGAAAAGAUUGGUCAAGGUCAAUGCUGAUUUCAAGACUAUGAAUGAGAGAGUCGGGGGCGCCACCAAAAAGCAGAAGGCUGAGGCUGCUGAGGUGGAGAAGUGGAAGGCGAAGGAGAAGGAAGUCCAGGAGAAGAUCGAGUCUGAUGCUAAGGAUCUUGAGAAACUCGCCAGCAAGCAGAAUAUUCUACAGCAGAAGAUCGCUGAGUGUACACAGAAGAUCACGGAAUUGGGGGCACUGCCUUCACCUGAGGCUUAUGAGAAGUUUGGGAAUAUGUCGACGAAACAGCUGUUCAAGGAGAUGGAGAAGGCGAAUAAUCAGCUGAAGAAGUACAGCCAUGUUAAUAAAAAGGCGUUGGAUCAGUUCAUGUCGUUCAGCGAUCAGAAGGAGAAGCUUGUGAAGAGGAAGGAGGAGCUGGACAGAGGCGAUGAGAAGAUCAAGGAGCUGAUGAAUGUACUGGAGAUGAGAAAGUGCGAGGCUAUUCAGUUCACUUUUAAACAGGUUAGUAAGUACUUCAGCGAAGUCUUCAAGAAACUCGUGCCCACUGGACACGCACAACUCGUCAUGAAGACGGCCGAUGGGGAGGAGGGCGAUGAUGAUACAUCCACUGCUGCCGAUUCUGAUCGGUUCAUUGGUGUCGGGAUUAGAGUUUCGUUCACUGGACAAAAAGCUGAGAUGAGAGAGAUGAAUCAACUUUCGGGUGGGCAAAAGUCUCUUGUGGCACUUGCCCUGAUAUUCGCUAUUCAGAAGUGCGAUCCAGCACCUUUCUAUCUAUUCGAUGAGAUCGAUCAGGCUCUCGAUGCCCAGCACAGAAAAGCUGUUGCUGAUAUGAUCCAUGAACUCAGCUCUGACGCACAAUUUAUCACCACAACUUUUAGACCUGAAUUACUGCAGCACGCAAAUAAAUUCUAUGGGGUUAAAUUCAGGAAUAAGGUGUCUCACGUAGAGUGUGUCACCAGGGAAGAAGCUGCUGACUUUGUCGAAGACGACACAACUCACGGAUAAACGGAAAAACAUAUUUAUUUUUAUUAUGAAGAUAAAGAAAACAUCAUCUAUUAAUUUUUCAGAGUUUCUGCUGUAAUUCUAAUUCAAUUCGUGAGGAUUCAACUGGGAAAUGUUGAUUCGCUCUUCAAUUUGUAAUUUUAAUGGAGCUGACAA